AUGCACCACUGGAACGUCGGCGGCGACAUCUACAUCGGGUGGCCCGACCACGGCGCCGAAGAACGCCGUUACACCAUCGUGGACAUCGACCUGUUCGGCAAUGUCUUCCGCGCCCGCGUGACCGACGGGGAACGGCAGGGCGGCUUCAUGGUGAUCUUCGAUUGCCCCAACAUUGUGCUGGAGCAACUGGCCGAGCAGGCCUCGCACGCCCUGGGCUUCCGCGUCAUCGUAUCCGGCCUGCGCACCAGCAUCGAGGGCAAUAUCGUGCGCAGCUUCGACUACGAGUGGUACCCCACUUCCGAGUUCGAGGAGCGUCCCCACGCGCUGGCCACCACCCUGGCCGGCCUAUAUGGCGAUAUCGCGCCGGGCCAGGCCGGCUAA
Geodia barretti is the source of this 381-nucleotide messenger RNA. The record is from the annotation of a GenBank genome assembly. NCBI's taxonomy places the organism in Eukaryota, Metazoa, Porifera, Demospongiae, Tetractinellida, Geodiidae.